AUGGGCGGGGCGGUGGCUGGGUGCAGGGCCGUGCCCGCGUCGCAUUCGCGACGCGGUCACGUGGCGCCCGCGUGCGCGCUGCCCUUUCUCGUCGUCGUCAUGUGCUUUACCUGUGCUAUACCGUGCUAUACCGUGCUAUAUCGUGCUACACCGCGCUGCCUGCCGCCUGCCGCCUACGCCAGCGCCCCCGCAAACACCAGCACCGCCACCGCCGCGCUCAGCUUCCACGGCCCGCGCCCGGCCGCCGCGUUCUGCGCCGUGUCCAUCUGGCCCUUGCUGGCCGCCACUGUCGUGGCGGACGGCGCGACCGAGGUCGCGCCCGACGAAGCUGCACCGCCGGAGCCUGCAGCGCUGGAACCUGCAGCGCUCGGCGUGCCCGCGUCCGCCGUCGAGCUCGACAGCGUCGUCGUUGUGCGCGGGGAGUACUCGAAUGAGCUCGAGUACGCAGUCGUCGUCAGCAUCUGCGACGACGCCAGCGAAAGCACCGUGGCCGAGCUUUGCCCGCCUGCAAACGCAUACGAUACCGAGGCCGUGUCCCAGUCCGAGCUGUCGAUCUGGAUCGAGGAUUCCAUCGUGAGACCAAAGCGCAAGAGAGUGUUUUGUUUUUAUUGGCACGCCGCCGUGUCGAUCGCAACUGGGUCUCUGCGUGCUCCUUCCUCCAGUCUGCCUCCGUUAUAUACGCUGUGGCUGUUACACCAUUUACCGUUUCAUCGCCCACAUACCGACCCUGUUACACACCGGCCAACGCUCCGGUAUGCCGCGCGUUUGACGUCGCGGCAGCCGCUACGUCAUGCGUGCGACGGAUGUGCCGCCAAACGGUUUCAGCCUGAAAAAUAA
Messenger RNA from Lachancea fermentati, 837 nucleotides. NCBI's taxonomy places the organism in Eukaryota, Fungi, Ascomycota, Saccharomycetes, Saccharomycetales, Saccharomycetaceae. The record is from the annotation of a GenBank genome assembly.